AUGGAUAGUUUGUUCAAAGUUGGCAAAUUAAUGAGUUUAUUCAACAAUUUACGAUUAAAUACUUCUCCAAAUAUUUUUAAAUACUCACAAUUUAACAGACAAUUUUCUGUUACCACUGCAAACAAUGACUUGAUGGAAUUUUUUGAUGUCAAGAAAAAUUGGGGAGUUGAAGAGAUAAGGAGUGGAAGAUCUUGGAGGAAGGACGACCUAAGACUCAAAUCAAACACAGACUUACACAAGUUGUGGUAUGUAUUGUUGAAAGAGCGUAACAUGCUUUUAACAAUGGAACAAGAGUGUAAAGAUCAAGCCAGAUUGUUUCCUAGCCCUGAAAGGUUAGAUAAAGUAGAAGAUUCCAUGGAAAACUUAGAAUGUGUAGUCAGAGAAAGAAAUGUAGCUUACCACAAGUUGGAAACUGGUGAAACAGGCGAAAGACCUGGUAAAAUGGAAACUAGUGCUUUCGGUUUAAAAUAUUAUUACAAAAUGUGUGAAUAUCCUAUACCUAAGUUUAUGAAUAAGAAAUGGACAGAGAAAUACAAAUUCUUCAAAUAUGAUAAAGAUGUUGAAGCAUUUUUACUUAAAUAUAGAGAGAAAAUAUAUAUUGAGCGAAGAAGGAAAAGAGCGAGAGAUUUCAAUCAUGUUAUUGGUUUGAUGAAUAGAUUUCCAAAUAUGGAUAUGGAUGCACUUCAGCAGCAGUACCCUGAUGUUGAUAUUAAAAAAGCUAAAAAUAGUCGAAAAUAUGGGGGACAUUUUGCACCUAAAUAG
Molecule: messenger RNA, 762 nt
Organism: Psylliodes chrysocephalus
Lineage: Eukaryota; Metazoa; Arthropoda; Insecta; Coleoptera; Chrysomelidae
Source: the annotation of a GenBank genome assembly